This is a messenger RNA of Pollicipes pollicipes, 539 nucleotides long. Its product is annotated as 40S ribosomal protein S18. Bases 53 to 511 code for a protein of 152 amino acids. NCBI's taxonomy places the organism in Eukaryota, Metazoa, Arthropoda, Thecostraca, Pollicipedomorpha, Pollicipedidae. Gene Ontology annotation, biological process: translation. Gene Ontology annotation, cellular component: small ribosomal subunit; cytosol; ribosome. Gene Ontology annotation, molecular function: RNA binding; structural constituent of ribosome. The record is from RefSeq and is a predicted model, not a curated record. The transcript is spliced from 3 exons.
CGGCAACGCUGUCAGCGCCCUUUCCGGUUGGUGGUACCUGUAAACAGCAACCAUGUCGCUGGUCAUCUCGCCAGAGUUUCAGCACAUCCUGCGUAUUAUGAACGCAAAUAUUGAUGGCAGCACCAAGAUUAUGUAUGCGUUGACCGCCGUCAAGGGUGUUGGCCGUCGCUACGCCAACAUCAUCAUCAAGAAGGCCGACAUUGACCUGAACAAGAGGGCCGGUGAGCUGUCUGAUGAGGAGGUGGAGAAGCUGGUGACGAUCAUGUCGAACCCGCGCCAGUACAAGGUGCCCGACUGGUUCCUCAACAGGCAGAAGGACCACACGGACGGCAAGUUCAGCCAGCUGCUGUCCACCACGCUCGACUCGAAGCUGCGUGACGACCUGGAGCGGCUGAAGAAGAUCCACGCGCACCGCGGCCUGCGUCACCACUACGGCCUGCGCGUGCGCGGCCAGCACACCAAGACGACCGGCCGGCGCGGACGCACUGUCGGUGUCAGCAAGAAGAAGUAGGCGGGGACAAUACACGACCGAGAGCGGG